Oncorhynchus nerka (sockeye salmon) is the source of this 3649-nucleotide messenger RNA. RefSeq names its product bromodomain-containing protein 3-like. Bases 270 to 2438 code for a protein of 722 amino acids. Lineage: Eukaryota; Metazoa; Chordata; Actinopteri; Salmoniformes; Salmonidae. The transcript has 13 exons. Gene Ontology annotation, biological process: chromatin remodeling; regulation of DNA-templated transcription. Gene Ontology annotation, cellular component: nucleus; chromatin. The record is from RefSeq and is a predicted model, not a curated record.
CCGUGCGCAUGCGCAACCUCAUCUUCAUGCUGCUCGGCCUCGCUCAAAUAAAGCAAGAGCAACUCGGGCUGCCAGCUACACGCAAACCCAUCGGAGGCCUCAAGAAAGUCAAAAGAUCAGGCCCUGCAAUGACCUGCAGUUCCCCCCAGUCCACUAAAGAGCAGAAAGAACAGAACUACACUACCCACUGAGAAGGUGUCUGUCUCCCGCCCUGUCCAUCUGAGAGUUAACAGAGACUCCUAGAAUACCACCCCCUUCCCAUCGCAAGCAUGUCUGCUGUCAACCCCGCAACCCCGGCCCCUCUUCAGGGAAUCAACCCCCCACCCCCGGAGGUGACCAAUCCCACCAAACCAGGUCGUAAAACCAACCAACUACAAUACAUGCAGAAUGUAAUGGUCAAGACAUUGUGGAAGCACAACUUUGCCUGGCCUUUCUACGUGCCAGUUGAUGCCAUCAAAUUGGGUCUUAUGGAUUACCAUAAGGUCAUAAAACAACCUAUGGACAUGGGAACCAUCAAAAAGAGACUGGAGCAUAACUACUAUUGGAGUGCCAGUGAAUGCAUGCAGGACUUCAACACCAUGUUCACCAACUGUUACAUAUAUAACAAGCCUACAGAUGACAUUGUCCUGAUGGCACAGGCCUUGGAGAAGAUCUUCCUGCAGAAAGUUGCCAUGAUGCCCCAGGAGGAGGUGGAGCUUCUGCCUCCCGCACCCAAACCCAAGAAAAGCAAGAACAUAGUUGGUCUGGAUGGAGGCGAGUCACCAUCGUCCCUAUCUGGCUCUACGACACCUGUGAUUGGCUCUUCUCCAAUGACUGCCAUCACCCCGAACGUCCCAGUUGACCAGAGCUCGCCCAAUGCUCCAAUGUUACCCGUUGUCUCACCAUCACAACCUCUUGUCAAAAAGAAAGGGGUAAAGAGGAAAGCAGACACCACCACCCCCACGACAUCUGCAAUCACAGCUAGCCGGAGUGAGUCGCCCAUCCCCAUCUCAGAGGGCAAGCAGGGCAAGGUGAUGUCCAGACGGGAGAGUACAGGCCGUCCCAUCAAAGCUCCCAAGAAAGACCUGGUGGAAGGGGAGUUGGGCCAGCACAGCAGCAAGCGGAGCAGAAUGAGUGAGCAGCUCAAGUACUGCGACAGUAUCCUGAAGGAGAUGCUGUCGAAGAAACACGCAGCUUACGCCUGGCCCUUCUACAAGCCUGUAGAUGCUGAAGCUCUGGAGCUACAUGACUACCACGAGAUCAUCAAGCACCCCAUGGACCUCAGCACUGUCAAAAAAAAGAUAGACGCCCGGGAGUAUCCAGAUGCACAGAUGUUUGCAGCGGAUGUUCGAGUAAUGUUCUCAAAUUGUUACAAGUAUAACCCUCCAGAUCAUGAGGUUGUUGCCAUGGCCAGAAAACUCCAGGAUGUGUUUGAGAUGCGUUUUGCUAAGAUGCCUGAUGAGCCGGUGGAGCUGAGCCCCGGUGCAGGCGGGUUGGUCAGUAAAGGCGACAACUCGAGCAGCGGUGACUCCUCCAGCUCGGACAGCUCUGACUCAGAGGAGGAGCGGGCCACCCGGCUCGCCGAGCUGCAGGAACAGGUGGGUGCGGAACAGUGUAUCUCUGUGGAGCGCCCCAAUGGUAGCGGGCAGGGGGGAAAAAACGGGUGCACCAAGCAUUUUCAGCUAAAGGCCGUCCACGAACAGCUUGCCGCGCUCUCUCAGGGCCCUGUGAGCAAACCGAAGAAGAAGAAAGAAAAGAAAGAAAAGAAAGAAAAAGACAAGAAGAAGAAAGACAAGGACAACAAGCAUAGCAAAACCAAGACUGAUGAGAAGAAGGCCAAGCCUGGGCAGCCUGCCAAGCAGGGCCAGCAGAAGAAGCCCUCAAGGAAAGCCAACAGCACAGUGACUGGCUCCAGGCAACCAAAGAAGGGGGGCCGGGGCUACGAAUCUGACGAAGAGUCUCUGCCCAUGGCGUACGACGAGAAGCGCCAGCUCAGCCUGGACAUCAACAGGCUCCCAGGGGAGAAGCUUGGUCGGGUAGUGCACAUCAUCCAGUCCCGAGAGCCCUCGCUGCGAGACUCCAAUCCAGACGAGAUCGAGAUUGACUUUGAGACGCUCAAGCCCUCCACCCUACGUGAACUCGAGCGAUACGUCAAGUCCUGUUUACAGAAGAAACAGCGGAAACCCCAACCGGCCGCUGGGGGCAAGGGAGCGAGAUCCAAGGAGGAGCUGGCUCAGGAAAAGAAGAAAGAGUUAGAAAAGAGGCUACAGGAUGUCAGCGGCCAGCUGAACAGUAACAACAGCAACAAGAACAAAACCGACAAAAAGAAAACAUCCAAAAAAGAGAAGGGCGCUGGGUCCGGUACUGGUGCUUCUCAUCUCAGCGGCAGCAGUAGCUCUUCAGACUCGGGCAGCAGCAGCUCCAGUGGGUCCAGUUCUGACAGCAGCGACUCCGACUGAAAAGAGCCGCCCAAACACUCGCUGGGAACUAUUCCUUUUUAUUUUUACCCUGUGUAUAAAAUUAAAAUAAAAAAAUAAACAUUGUAUGCAGUUAUAGUGGUUUCCCCCUUCUAAAACAUUUAAUGAGGAAAAAACAACAAAAUGUUACGCCAUGUCAGAAAAAGAAGAAAAGAACAUGGGGACUUAUAGAUGACUUGACAGGGUUCUUUUUGUUUCCACUUACUUUUAAAGGGAUGUGUUCAAAAUCGACCAAACAUAAAACAAGCAUUUUGUAAUACACUCUUGGAUGAAUGCCAGAUGUCUUUUUUUUUUCCUAAUACAAUCAUCAACAUGCAUCUCAAUGUGAAGGAGUUGUUGCAUAGUUAUCAAGACAGCGCAGAACCCCAUGUCCACCUCCUAGCUUCAGCCCUGCUGCAUAAACAAUCUAUUCAAUUACUUUCACAAAAAAUUAUCAACGCUUCUCAUCCGGCUUCACAAGUAUUUUUCACCCUCUUGAAAUAGGCUCAUGUCUGUUUUGGGUUGUUUCUCCAAUCAUUUGACUUUCGACAAAUACUGAACCUUGUUUGCCUCUGAGGGGUACAUUUCAGAUUAUUCUGAACAAUCAUGUUGUGUGUCCUCAGCAGCAUAUACAGUCAAAUUGAAUGAUCUGAAGAUUUUUAUUUAAUAGUGGAACUUGAUUGCUGUUAUUCUUUGUAUGAUAACUGACAUGGUCUUUCUUUUUUUCGGCAGUAUGUAAAGUUUUAGCAAAAAUGUCUGCUCAAUGGUAACUGGUCUGAGAGGUUAUUGAUGAAGAUUUUAACUUAAAGAAUUUAGACUUUUAAUGCUUUUGGGCAGAAGAAAUUACCAUAAAAUAAUUCACUCAACAGUUUGUUUCAUUACUUAUAACAUGACAACCACUAGGCGUGAUGGCCUCCUGUACAUGUAUUUCCUGGCAUGCCUCUUGCUUAAUCUACCAUCUUCACUGAUGAAUGUAUGUAUGGUGCCAUGAAUGAUUGUGUACAUCACUGCUUUAUGUAAGAUGGGAUGGCCAAAAUUGUACAUAGCUGACCUCUGUGUACAUUUUUAGUACAAUGGCGUAGGAACAUGAAUAUUGCAGAGCACACCCGCCAUCUGUUGGUGCUUUAUUCCAAACGCCAGUGCCGUGUCCCCUGAUCUUUUUCUCUGUUGAUGUCACGUUUGGACAAUUAAAGCAGGACAAGUCUUCCUCUGAA